Messenger RNA from Panicum hallii, 1303 nucleotides. RefSeq lists its product as uncharacterized. Gene Ontology annotation, cellular component: chloroplast. Bases 140 to 1057 code for a protein of 305 amino acids. The record is from RefSeq and is a predicted model, not a curated record. NCBI's taxonomy places the organism in Eukaryota, Viridiplantae, Streptophyta, Magnoliopsida, Poales, Poaceae. Gene Ontology annotation, molecular function: hydrolase activity, acting on ester bonds. The transcript is spliced from 7 exons.
AGGGAGACGUGCAGCCACCGCGCUGCGAGCCUGCGAGCGAGCGAGUCCGAGGCUCCGAGCGCGGCUUCGCUUCGAGAGGCGCACGCCGCGCCACGGCGAGCCACUCCCCACCUCGGCAUCGCACCGGCACGGCGGCGACAUGCUCCCGCUCAUCUCGCCUCCGCGGCUUCGUGCCGCCGCCAACGCCGGCGGCACUGCCACGCCCCCGCGGCCGGCCGUCAUCCUCCCAGGGCUCGGGAACAACACGGGCGACUACGCGCGGCUCGCCGCGGCGCUGCGGGACGACUACGGCCUGCCGGCGGCCGUCGUGGCGCGGGUGACGCGCCUCGACUGGCUCCGCAACGCCGCGGGGCUCCUCGACGCCAACUACUGGCGGGGAACGCUCCGCCCGCGCCCCGUCCUCGACUGGUACCUGAAGAGAGUGGACGAAGCGGUGUCUGAGGCGAGGGAACUAUGUGCUCCAGGUGGGAAGGUAUCACUGAUAGGGCAUUCAGCUGGGGGCUGGCUCGCCCGCGUGUACAUGGAAGAGUUUGAUGCUUCUGACAUAAGUUUACUGCUCACCCUUGGCACACCUCACUUACCUCCUCUGAAAGGCGUACCUGGGGUAAUUGAUCAGACUAGAGGAUUACUGAACUACGUUGAGAAGAAUUGUGCUCCAGCAGUUUAUACACCAGGACUGAGAUAUGUGUGCAUUGCUGGAAGGUACAUCCAAGGUGCUCCUCUUCUGGGGAACUCUGCAGUUGCUUCAGAUGAGGUCCUAGCAGUGGACAGUCCAGAAGGAGGUGAGGCUGUUAUUAUCAGUACCAAUGAUAAAUCUACUCCAUCAAGUGUCACAUGGAGAGCUCGGUUCGUUGGACAAGGGUACAAACAGGUUUGUGGCCGUGCGGAUGUGUGGGGCGAUGGUGUCGUUCCUGAAAUGGCUGCGCAUCUGGAGGGUGCACUGAACAUAAGCUUUGACGGCGUGUACCAUUCGCCUGUAGGUGCUGAUGAUGAACAGAGGCCCUGGUAUGGCUCGCCGGCAAUCCUGAAGCAGUGGGUGCAUCACCUUCUGAGCUGAAUGGACUUACGAGCUAGCUACCCCAGGGGAGCCUUUUCUCGGCCUGAAAUUGGACUAUCGUGGCAUCUUGUGUAGUGUCGUUCGUUGGCAAUUUGGCAUGAUAGUUACAACAAUCCUGGGCAAUAGUGUUUUUGGUUUCCUUACACAAUGUAACUGUGAUUUUUUUGUCCAAAUACAAUUGUUUACUGGAACUUCUUACUGUAAAGCAUCUAUGUAUUAUAUACUGAGGCAGUGAGGUUCCUUCAA